Molecule: messenger RNA, 1161 nt
Organism: Colletotrichum fioriniae
Lineage: Eukaryota; Fungi; Ascomycota; Sordariomycetes; Glomerellales; Glomerellaceae
Source: RefSeq, a predicted model, not a curated record
AUGGCUAGAGUCUGCGAAUGGCUUGACGACAACGUCUAUAAUCUUGGGGAUGCCCAAGAUCAAGAUGGGGACUGCCAGCGUGGCUCGAAAGCUUCCAGCUCAGGAGGCGUCAAGAGACGUGCUGCGGAAGCGCGUCCUGUAGCUGGUCAGAAGAGGCAACUCAAAGGGCGUGAUCAAGACGACGAAGGAUCCGAAAACGACGAGAACAGCGAGCAGAAGCCCAACAAGAAGCGCACGAAGACAGAUGAGGACGACGACCGCCCAAAGUUUGCGUGCCCUUACUACAAGCACGAUCCUGUCAGAUACAAGAGCCAUCGAACCUGCGUUGGUCCUGGUUGGCACGAGAUUCAUCGGGUCAAGUGUUUCGAUACCUUUAAGACCGAAAAAGCACUUCAAGGUCAUACGAGGGCAACUGUAGCUUGCACUGUGCUAGAUGAGCAGAGACGCAAGCUAGACCCAGGCGCAGGAAUGGAUCAAGAGACGGAGAAGCACCUCAGAGCGCGUAGGCAAUCUGGUAAGCAUAACGGCGACAAGCACGACGAUGUCAGCAAAUGGUACGAAGUAUAUUACACCCUGUUCCCGGGGACACAAGACAUUGGAAACCCUCCAAGUCCUUGGUAUGACACCAACCCGGACAAGACGAAUGCAGGCGACUCCAACUCGAAAGGAUUGGAGUUUCUUAAGUACUUGCGGCGUGAAUUGCCCCACAUGAUCCAGCGCGAGCUCGAAAAAGAUCUCAAUCGUUCAUUUGAGAGAUAUGGCGAUGGUCUUAUGGACAGCCUCUCGAUCUGGAUCCGAGACAGCUCGGCUAGGUGUGCUCAGAUCUUUGAGCACAUACCCUCACCUGCGCAGGUGGCGGACCUGGAUGAUCCCGAGACUGCGCAAGGAUCUCGGGCGGUGUCGCCGCAGGUGUCACCCGAUACCGACUUAACCGUCAGUGUCGGUGAAGAGGCCGGCGCCAGUACCGGUGUCAUCGAGGGCGCUCUAGAUUUCGAUUUUGGUAUUCCCGAUAUCGACAUCUCCAGUCUCCUGAACUUUGACCUGCCCAACAUUCCCUCGGACUUUCCGACCUCGGACGACCAGUGCCCUACAUAUCCCGACUCUGCCUACGGCACCGGCAGCGUUGAAGACGCUUCUGGAGCUCGGCGAAGUUACAUGUGA